Messenger RNA from Grus americana (Whooping crane), 4115 nucleotides. It is a transcript of the gene FBXL13, whose product is annotated as F-box and leucine rich repeat protein 13. Gene Ontology annotation, molecular function: protein binding. The record is from RefSeq and is a predicted model, not a curated record. The transcript has 21 exons. Lineage: Eukaryota; Metazoa; Chordata; Aves; Gruiformes; Gruidae. The coding region runs from base 124 to 2466 and encodes 780 amino acids. Gene Ontology annotation, cellular component: SCF ubiquitin ligase complex. Gene Ontology annotation, biological process: SCF-dependent proteasomal ubiquitin-dependent protein catabolic process.
CCCAGCCGGCUGCCAGUGCCGCGCAGGGCGGCAGCGGGGACCGCGGGACGCCUCGGCCCGGGCAGCUCCAGGCCGCGGGCCCGUUGCUACGCGACCGCCGCCGCAGCCGGGCCCAGCGCCACCAUGGCGUCCCUCGGGACCGUGAGCGCCGAGCUCCGAGCUUACUUCAGCCGCCACAACCUCCUCGACGUCUACGAGAUGCUGCUUUGUGGUGUAAUUGUUAUGCGUCCAGAAGAUCCACUGACAUUUUUAGAAGAAAAGCUCAGAGAAAUAAUGGAAAAGGGAUUAGAUGCUGUCUUAUGGUAUAUGUGUAUUGAUCUGUCUUUACACCCAAAAUUAAAGAGGAUUUCAGAAACUUACCUGAACACUGUUUUUGGACUAGAUGGUGAACAACUGAUGACUGAAGAAUUAUGUGCCAAAGCAUGGGACUUUUACAGCAAAAACUUAAUGAAGGUGUAUUUUGGAGGAUGGAUAAAAUAUAGUCUGCUGAGAAAGAACAAAAGAAGAAAGGCAAAGCAGAAGAUAGCUGUAGCAGUAGUUCAUUAUAACGUCCACAUAUUAAGAGUAAUUGUACAGAAGUGGAGCAUGUGGGUGCAGAGUCACAAGGAAAAAAUGACAUUGGCAGUGAAGAGACUGCAACAGAUCUUUAACAAAAUAUAUUUAAAUGCUGUUGUGAAAGCUUGGCAUGCAGAGGCCCACAGUUCUUUGAAAACAAAAGCAUAUUUUGAGAGUUUGGCAAAGGAAAGUCAGAAAGGCUGUUCUGAAUCAAAUUAUCUUACUGUCGGACAUAAAACAUCCACAUCUCAUUUACCAGAAAAAGCCUUAUUACAGGUUUUCCAUUAUGUAAAUUUAGUUGAUCUGGCAAGAUGUGCUCAAGUUAGCCAAACAUGGAUGCUACUAACUCAGAACAGUUCAUUAUGGAGUGAUAUCAAUUUUUCAUCAGUGAGGCAUAAAGUUCAGAACCAAAUAGUAGUAAAUAUUUUGCAGAAGUGGCGUCCUUAUGUAUUACGUUUGAAUCUUCGAGGUUGCUAUUCUCUUCACUGGCCUAGCUUUAAAAGUAUCAGUGAUUGUAAGAAUUUGCAAGACUUAAAUCUCUCUGAAUGCCAGGGAUUAAAUGAUGAAUCGAUGAGACUCAUAUCAGAAGGUUGCAGAGCUCUUCUCUAUUUAAAUCUGUCAUAUACAGAUAUUACUAAUGGAACACUACGACUAUUGUCAAGCUUCCCCAAUUUACAAUAUCUGAGUUUAGCUCACUGCAGAAAAUUCACAGACAAAGGUUUACUGUACCUGGGCUCUGGAAGAGGCUGUCACAAGCUCAUUUAUUUGGACCUUUCAGGUUGCAUUCAGAUUUCAGUUGAUGGCUUCAGAAAUAUUGCCAAUGGGUGCAGUGGGAUUCAAGAUUUGCUAAUCAACAAAAUGCCGACUCUUACAGACAGAUGUAUUCAAGCUCUGGUUGAAAAAUGCCAACAGAUAAUGUCUGUUGUCUUUCUCGACUCUCCACAUCUUUCUGAUACAACUUUUAAGGCCCUUGCUGAAUGUAAACUUGUCAAGGUCAGCAUUGAAGGGAAUAACCAAAUUACUGAUUUAAGUUUCAAGUUGAUGAGUAAAUGCUGCCCAUACAUCAGGCACAUUCAUAUGGCUGAUUGCCAGAAGAUUACAGAUGCUGGUCUUAAGAUGAUUUCACCAUUGAAGCAUAUUCUUGUACUAAAUGUAGCAGACUGCAUAAGAAUCAGUGAUGGAGGUGUAAGGCCAUUUGUACAAGGUUCUUCAGGAGCUAAGCUAAGAGAGCUGAAUUUGACUAAUUGUAUUCGUGUCACUGAUGCUUCUGUCACAGAAAUAGCACAAAGAUGUCAUGAAUUGACCUACCUACAUCUGCGUUACUGUGAAAAUGUGACUGAUGCUGGAAUUGAAGCCUUGGGAAAUAUGUCGUCAUUGAUAUCCAUUGAUAUCUCUGGAACCAGCAUCUCAGAUAUGGGCUUGAGAGCCCUUGGCUGCCAUGGAAAAAUAAAGGAACUUUCUAUAUCAGAAUGCAAAAACAUCAGUGAUACCGGCAUUCAGGAGUUCUGCGAGGGCACAAAGUACCUGGAAUACUGCCAUGUCUCUUACUGCCCUCAGCUGUCGGACGAAGCUGUGCGAGCAAUGGCAUUUCACUGCCGCAGACUAACGUCUGUCAACAUAGCGGGUUGCCCAAAGAUGACUGAUACCUGUAUCCAAUAUUUGGCUGCAGCCUGCCAUUAUCUCCACUUCUUGGAUGUCUCGGGUUGCAUUCAUCUUACUGACAAAGCACUGAAAUAUCUUUGGAAAGGUUGUAAGCAACUCCAGAUUCUCAAGAUGCUGUACUGUAGAAAUAUUGCCAAAGAAGCUGUCUUGAAAUAUACAGUCAAAUUGGAGAAACAAGAACAUAAUGAUGCUGACCCUCCUUCCUGGCUUGGAUAUGACCGAGAUGGUAACAUACUCACCUUCAGCUAAAAAACACACAUCAGAGCCUGAAUAAACAAGUUCUUCAAAAUGAAAAAUGAAGAAAUUGCACAAGAUCUUCUACAGUUCAAGGGGUUUUUCACUAGAGCAUGAAAAGAAUGCUUAUUUUUCUUAAAACUAAUCAUACUUUAAUAAAAGGCUGUUUGUUGAAUUAGUAAGGAAGCACUGAGAAUCAUUCUCGCAGGAGAGCGUAUGCCUUCAAGCAAGACAGCCAUGCUGAAACAACAUUGCUAACUUUCAGAUGUUGAUUCAAGCUGUCUUCAUCUUUCAAUAAUGAGAAGUUUUUGUAGUCCCGUGCACAGUAAGCAAUAAAUAAAUCUGCGUGUGUUUGGGGUUCUUGUUUACCAUGAAGGUCCUCUCCAAGGCAUAAACACCCUGACUUCCCACAGAACUUCACACUUGACACGGCUGGUACUCAUCAAGUAUUGUGUUCUUGAGCAAUGAAGAACAGUGAAGAGGUAGCGACUACCGAUUCCUUAAUUCACAACUAUACAUGCACAUUUCAGCACAGUUCUCUACUUCUCAACAGUCACUUGUGCACCCAGAACUCUCAUUCUCAUUAAAGCUUCUCAGGCUGAGUUCAACUCUCGAAGCGACUUGGUGUUUACAUUUGUAGAUCUGAACUGUGGGCCAGCUGGCAGCUGACAGAGACAGGAGAAUCAAGAGAAAAGGAGCACAGAUGAGAAAAGUGUUAAAGGAUAAUUUUUCUCCAGUUACAAGAACAUGUCUUCUCAAAAAAUGGACAAAAAAAUAUGAGCACACAUGGGACUUGCCAUUCAAAUCCCAAUUACUGAUAACCCACUAAUCUUUCCUUGUGUAGAGAAAAACAUAAAGAUUCACUUCAUUACAGCAGAAUAAGAUGUUACUCAAAUGCCUUUGGGGAAACUCCCAAAGCUUUGUCUUUCUUCAGCUCACUCUUGACCUUUAUGUUGAAAUUCUAGCUGGUCUCAGCAUUUAUUAGCUUGGAAAGAAUAUAAUCAGAGUAGCUUUAGUGGUAGCACAGUUUUUCUGAUGGCUUAUUUAAACUUUUUUAAGCAAGUAACUAGCAAUCCUAAUGUUUAAUUCCAGCUAGUUUUGGCAUAUGAAUGGCUUAGCUUGUUUUCUUUUGAAUGUGGAAGAAAUAAUGUGUUUUCUUACUAUGUUCUCCCUUAAAUUGCUGAUACAGCAGUCCCAAAAAGCAUGACCUUAAUCACAGAGGCUGACAGGCUUUGUAUUCCAGGAGAAUAAUGGAACCAUUAAAUGGACUUGAGUUUGUGAAAUAUCUACUACACUGUUUUUAUUUUUCAGUCCAGUGUGAAUUUAGAGGUGCUUCUUUCACUCUGUCUGCAGCAGUGCACAGAAAUCGUUAGUUUCAAAAUUUUUUAAUUUUUUUCAGGUAAUCUAAAACCAUGACACAUUAAUUUUUUAUCUUUUAACAGCAGUAUGAUAAUAAUAAUUACUAAUAACUAUUAAUAUUAUAUUGCUUUUAGUAGUAAUAAUGUUUUAUAUAUUAGUGUUUAUAUUGAAAAUACAUAUAAUUUGCCAUACCCAUCAGUGCCCACCUCAUCCAAACAAACAGUACAUACAACAGCAAACACAAUGUGGAGUUUUAACUACCCUGAAUUAUAGCAAAAAUGGUGCCCUUGGCUACUGAAGUCCAU